Rhagoletis zephyria (snowberry fruit fly) is the source of this 1324-nucleotide messenger RNA. RefSeq names its product girdin. Gene Ontology annotation, cellular component: cell leading edge; axonal growth cone; cytoplasm. Gene Ontology annotation, biological process: neuron projection morphogenesis; positive regulation of neuron migration. NCBI's taxonomy places the organism in Eukaryota, Metazoa, Arthropoda, Insecta, Diptera, Tephritidae. The record is from RefSeq and is a predicted model, not a curated record.
GCAAGAAAGCACAAAACGAGUUGGAGGAGGAGAAGUUCAAAGUGCGUGAUGAGUUGGAUGCCUUGAAGAAACAACAUCUCGAUAAUGAAUCACAAAUCAAGGAGCUUACAGCUAAAUUCAAUAAAAUGAGUAACGAACGCAAUGCACUGGACAAAUUGCACAAAAUGAAAAUCGAAAAAAUUACAAGCCUGGAGCAUGAAUUAGAGUCGUUGCAGGAAAAGCAAAAGCUUCUAGCAGUAAGUCGUCCGACCUCGACUCUGAAUGUGGCACCCGUUGCUUCGGCGAGCUUGAGAAGCAAAUUGCUGAAGAUUAUACCCACACUGAACAGCAACGAAAUGGAAAGCGUUGUCGAUGUGGAACCCACAGCAGCACUGCCCAUCACAAGUGAUCUUGUUGAGCGUUUGGUUGACGAAUUUCAGACAUUGAAGAACGCCAUGAAUGUGGUGGAACUGCAGCUGUAUGAAGCUAAUGAGAAAAUAGCCGAGUUGUUGGAGAAUCAACACCACUUGGAGGAGGAAAACGAAACGUUGCGGACGGAAAAUACAAAUCUGACCAAAGUCGCCAAACUGUUAACGGAAAAUAUGAAGGAGAGCGUUGAGACAAGCAAGAAAAUGGAGGUAGCGCUCAUAAAAUUAAAGCAACGCAACGAUGAAUUAAAUGCAAAGACGCGCGACAUUACUGAUGGCCAGCCUGAGCAAAGUCCUUCGCCAACCACGGUCAAGGCAAAUGAAGAGUUCGAACAAAUUAAGGAAGAAGUCGAAAGUCAAAAUCGGGAUCAUAAUGAGCGCAUUGUGGAAAUGGGCUUUAAAAGAGUCUCUGGCUUCUUUAGGCCUUUACAAAACAUAUUUAAAAGCUCUUAAAUACAAAACGUCCUGCACAAAUACCAAAAACAUGUCAAAAAACUACAUAAGUACUGCAUACAUCCACACAAUCUAUGUAUGUAUAUUGGCGCAACGAGCUUGUUCUGGGGUGGAGGUGAAAAAGUAUUAAGUACAUGGCGUUAUUUUACAGCAAUUGUGAUACGGAGUAAGACCAGAAUAAAGACACCUUCAUACCAUUUAUCUGACUGUAUCUGUGAUGUUGGGCUUCAUGCAUUAAUCAUAACCAGCGGCGGCGGCGGCUGUUUGUUACUUGUUUCUCUGCAUGAAGAAUUAUUUUGUUGUCUGUGUUUUUACGUUUAUAAUAUUUUGUGCUUAAUUUAAAAAAAAAAGGUUAGGGGAAGUAACUAAAAAUUAUGCUAGUGAAACUAAUGGAAAUAUGUUAGCAAGUUAUUUCACUUUUUUAAAAUGAAUGAACUGAAACUGCUAUAUUUUGUGUAAUGGGA